Messenger RNA from Drosophila sechellia, 4083 nucleotides. RefSeq names its product G-protein coupled receptor rickets (gene rk). Gene Ontology annotation, molecular function: protein binding; G protein-coupled peptide receptor activity; protein-hormone receptor activity. The coding region runs from base 1 to 4083 and encodes 1360 amino acids. Gene Ontology annotation, cellular component: plasma membrane. Gene Ontology annotation, biological process: activation of adenylate cyclase activity; hormone-mediated signaling pathway; adenylate cyclase-activating G protein-coupled receptor signaling pathway. The record is from RefSeq and is a predicted model, not a curated record. The transcript has 14 exons. NCBI's taxonomy places the organism in Eukaryota, Metazoa, Arthropoda, Insecta, Diptera, Drosophilidae.
AUGGCAGCACGUUGCCGGUGGAGCUGGCGCCUGGCGCUCUGCCCACUGCUGCUGCAACUGCUUCUGCAGCUGCUCCUGCUGCCGCCAUCGGCAAUGGGGCAUGAUGAAACCAAAGAAAAUCCCGCUCCGGCCAUGCAAAAUAGCCAGGAGCAAGAGCCAUAUGUCCACCUGCAACAUCUGCAGCAGCAGCAGCAGCAGCAAAAUCCACAAACCGUCCAACAACUUAGCCAAAUUACCGUGAAUAGAACCUCGAAAUCAGCCACUGCCACGCCCACGGGCAUCAGGGAGAACGUGAUGCUGCCAUCGGCCGAUCCGGAGAAGGAGGCCCAGAUCCUGUACGAGAAGUCCUUGCAGGAGUACCACGGCAGUCAGCUCUCCACCGCCUCCACCUCCACGGACGUCAUCGCCGGCAAGCGGACGCUGCAUUCGGUUUGUGAGCGGUGGCUGCAGAAGCAUUGCCACUGCACCGGCAGCCUGGAGGUCCUGCGGCUCAGUUGUCGAGGCAUAGGGAUCCUGGCCGUGCCCGUCAACCUUCCCAGCGAGGUGGUCGUCCUAGAUUUGGGUAACAACAACUUAACCAAAUUGGAGGCGAACUCAUUUUUUAUGGCACCCAAUCUGGAGGAGCUAACUUUGUCCGACAAUAGCAUCAUUAAUAUGGAUCCCAAUGCAUUCUAUGGCCUGGCCAAACUGAAACGAUUGAGCCUGCAGAACUGUGGCCUCAAGUCCUUGCCACCGCAGUCGUUCCAAGGACUUGCUCAGCUGACCAGCCUACAGCUGAAUGGCAACGCCCUGGUCAGUCUGGAUGGCGAUUGUCUGGGCCACCUGCAGAAACUGCGCACCUUGCGAUUGGAGGGCAAUCUCUUCUAUCGCAUUCCCACGAAUGCCUUGGCCGGACUCAGAACCCUAGAAGCACUCAAUUUGGGCAGCAAUUUGUUGACAAUAAUAAACGACGAGGACUUUCCGCGAAUGCCAAACUUGAUCGUGCUUUUGCUGAAGCGAAAUCAAAUCAUGAAAAUCUCCGCGGGAGCUCUUAAAAAUUUAACCGCCUUAAAAGUUUUAGAGCUGGACGAUAAUUUAAUAAGCAGCCUGCCCGAGGGACUCAGCAAAUUGUCGCAACUGCAGGAGCUUUCCAUCACCAGCAAUCGACUGCGCUGGAUAAACGACACGGAACUGCCCAGGAGCAUGCAAAUGCUGGACAUGAGGGCCAAUCCCCUGUCCACGAUUUCGGCAGGGGCGUUUCGGGGGAUGUCCAAGUUGCGGAAGCUGAUUUUAUCGGAUGUGCGAACUUUGCGCUCGUUUCCCGAACUUGAGGCAUGCCAUGCGCUGGAGAUACUGAAACUGGAUCGUGCCGGGAUUCAGGAGGUGCCAGCGAAUCUAUGCCGCCAAACGCCAAGACUGAAGAGUUUAGAACUAAAAACCAAUUCCCUAAAACGCAUCCCAAAUUUAAGUAGCUGCAGAGACUUAAGGCUGUUAGAUCUAUCGAGCAAUCAAAUUGAAAAGAUUCAGGGAAAGCCCUUCAAUGGAUUGAAACAAUUGCACGAUCUGUUGCUCUCCUACAAUCGAAUCAAGGCACUGCCACAAGAUGCCUUCCAGGGCAUUCCGAAGCUCCAACUUCUUGACCUGGAGGGCAACGAGAUCUCGUACAUACACAAGGAAGCCUUCUCCGGUUUCACAGCCCUCGAGGAUCUCAACUUGGGCAACAAUAUUUUUCCAGAGUUGCCCGAAUCGGGACUGCGCGCUUUGCUACACUUAAAGACCUUUAACAAUCCAAAACUUAGGGAGUUUCCACCACCUGACACCUUUCCCAGAAUCCAAACUCUUAUACUCUCGUAUGCCUACCACUGCUGCGCGUUUCUCCCACUGGUGGCCAUGUCCUCCCAAAAGAAAACCUCCCAGGUCCAGGAGGCUGUACUCUUUCCCUCCGAUGCGGAGUUUGAUAUGACUUUGUGGAACAACAGCAUGAUGAAUAUCUGGCCACAAAUGCAUAACCUCAGCAAGCAGUUGGGUGCUUCCAUGCACGAUCCUUGGGAGACGGCCAUUAACUUCAAUGAGGAGCAGUUGCAAACGCAAACGGGAGGCCAAAUCGCCACCAGCUACAUGGAAGAGUACUUCGAGGAGCAUGAUAUGAGUGGUCCUGCCACUGGAUACGGCUUUGGGACUGGACUAUUCUCUGGUAUGUCCACAGAGGACUUUCAGCCGGGUUCGGUGCAGUGCCUGCCAAUGCCAGGACCUUUUCUGCCCUGCGCCGAUCUCUUCGAUUGGUGGACUCUGCGCUGCGGAGUGUGGGUGGUUUUUCUGUUGUCCCUUCUGGGCAAUGGAACGGUGGUGUUUGUGCUGCUCUGCUCGCGAUCAAAGAUGGAUGUGCCCCGAUUUCUAGUCUGUAAUCUGGCCGCAGCCGACUUCUUCAUGGGCAUCUACCUGGGUAUCCUGGCCAUUGUGGAUGCAGCGACGUUGGGCGAAUUUCGCAUGUUUGCCAUUCCUUGGCAGAUGUCCGUGCUCUGCCAAUUGUCCGGUUUUCUGGCCGUACUCAGCUCAGAAUUGUCUGUUUACACGUUGGCUGUGAUCACCUUGGAGCGCAAUUACGCCAUCACUCAUGCCAUUCACCUGAACAAGAGGCUCUCCUUGAAGCAGGCGGGAUAUAUAAUGAGUGUAGGAUGGGUUUUUGCCCUGAUCAUGGCUUUGAUGCCUCUGCUGGGUGUUUCGGACUACAGAAAGUUUGCCGUGUGUCUGCCAUUCGAGACCACCACUGGACCGGCCAGUUUGACCUAUGUAAUCUCACUGAUGUUCAUCAACGGAUGCGCUUUUCUUACUCUGAUGGGUUGCUACCUGAAGAUGUACUGGGCCAUAAGGGGCAGCCAGGCAUGGAACACGAAUGAUUCGCGAAUUGCCAAGCGAAUGGCUCUGUUGGUCUUUACGGACUUCCUUUGCUGGUCACCUAUCGCCUUCUUCUCCAUCACUGCCAUCUUUGGCCUGCAACUGAUUUCCCUGGAGCAGGCCAAGAUCUUUACGGUAUUUGUGCUGCCCUUGAAUAGCUGCUGCAAUCCCUUUCUUUACGCCAUAAUGACCAAGCAGUUCAAGAAGGACUGUGUGACGUUGUGCAAACAUUUCGAGGAAUCCCGCGUUGUGGGAGGUGGCGGUCCGGGUGGACGUGGUGCAGUGGCAAGAACCAAGAGGGGUGAGCUCCCGCCACCACUCUUGCCCGCUGCAGCGGUGGCACAUCCGCCAGGCUGUCGAUGUCUACGGAUGCUGCCCAGCGAAAUGCCCAACUGGCAUAAAAUGGAGCAGACGCCGAGCUUGUGGCAAAGAUUGAGAACCUUCUGCUGCGGGGAGAGCCGAAAGCGUCGCAAACAGCGACGUCAACCGCAACAGCGACGCCAGAGAGCCUAUACUGCCGCAGCCGCAAAUCCGUAUCAGUAUCAGUUUGCUGAACUGCGUCAGCAGCGCCAGAAUCGGGCCAGUUCCAUUUCCAGCGAGAACUUCUGCAGCUCAAGAUCCUCCAGCUGGCGACAUGGUCCACCAUCCUCAGCACCUGUGCCACCGGGUAACUGCAGCAUGCCGUUGAAGAUGCUGGAGCCACAUGCUCAUCCGCACGGUCAUGGGCGCAGACGACACUCCGCCUGGUUGAUCACGCGGAAAACGUCGCAGGACUCGAACUUGUCCAGCUCGCGCAAUGACUCCUCCGCCUCGGCAACCACCGCCAGCACCUCCACCUUCCGGUUAUCCCGGUCAAGUGCCGGCAGCAGCACACCCCUGCCCUCAAUCAUAGCCCACAACGGGAAGGCCCAGUUGGAUGCAGUGAAACCACGAUUGGUCCGCCAGGAAGCAGUCCAGGAGGAAGAGGACUCGUCACCACCCCGCCUGGGAGUGCGUUUCCUGCCCACCAUACCCUCGGCUGCCGACAGUUCUGUCGUCAUGGAAGAUGGGGACUCGGCCAACACGGGAGUAGCCAGUUUUCUAGGCAUGCCACUUCCUGGGGCGUCCAGUGGCUUCCUUAUAGCUCCAACUACCGCUGCCACCUCCCCACCACCGGUGGUCCUGCAGCCGGCGAAGCCACCUCCCGAUCCCAACGACGCACCACUAUGA